GCGGCGAUGGAGGCGGCGGAAUCUCGAGAGCUGCGGGUCGGGUUCGUGGGGGCCGGGAGAAUGGCGGCGGGCAUGGCCCGGGGGCUGGUCCGGGCAGGGAAGGUGCCAGCCAGCAACAUCUUGGCCAGUGCUCCCUCGGACAAAAACCUGGACACUUGGCGGGAGUCGGGCUGCCGGACUACACACUGCAACCUGGAAGUGCUUCAGGACACCACCUUGGUCUUCCUGGCCACCAAACCCCACAUUCUGCCAGGUGUUCUGCAGGAGAUCCGUCCUGCUGUGGGACCCCACCACAUCGUUGUCUCGAUGGCAGCUGGUGUCUCCCUCCAGACACUGCAGAGGCUUCUCCCUGCUGGGACCAAGGUGCUGCGGAUGAUGCCAAACCUGCCAUGUGUGGUGCAGGCAGGGGCCAUAGUCUUCGCCCGGGGCAGUGCUGCUGGUGACGGAGAAGCUGCCCUACUGAAGAACUUGCUGUCCUCCUGUGGGCUCUGUGAAGAGGUCCCCGAAUCCUACAUCAACAUCCACACUGGCCUCAGUGGCAGUGGGGUGGCCUAUGUCUACCUGUUUGCUGAAGCUCUGGCUGAGGGAGCAGUGAAGAUGGGCAUGCCAGUUGGCUUGGCCAGUAGGAUCGCAGCUCAGACGCUGCUGGGUGCAGCUAAGAUGAUGCUGGAGACGGGGGAGCACCCAGCGAAGCUGCGAGGAGAUGUCUGCACGCCCGGAGGCACCACCAUCCACGCGCUGCACCAGCUGGAGAAGGGCGCGCUGAGGGCCACCGUCAUGAACGCCGUGGAGGCAGCCACCAACCGCGCCUGCGAUGUGGCCAAGGACUAGCAGCCUGGCUGGGGAGGAGCCCUUCUCCAUCCUGUCCCCACCCCAUGGGGCAGGAGGGACAAUGGGGGACCAGACUAAAGCCCUUCAGGGACCCCGACAGCCCCAGCAGAGGCAUGGUGGGAGAUGGUGUGGAGAUGGGUCUAUGCCUUGUGCUACCUCUGAAGGGCUGGGACUAAAUAAAUGCGC
This is a messenger RNA of Dryobates pubescens (Downy woodpecker), 1017 nucleotides long. RefSeq names its product pyrroline-5-carboxylate reductase 3 (gene PYCR3). The coding region runs from base 7 to 831 and encodes 274 amino acids. Gene Ontology annotation, molecular function: pyrroline-5-carboxylate reductase activity. Lineage: Eukaryota; Metazoa; Chordata; Aves; Piciformes; Picidae. Gene Ontology annotation, biological process: L-proline biosynthetic process. The record is from RefSeq and is a predicted model, not a curated record. The transcript has 6 exons.